UGGGAGUGGCCAACAGUGGUGCUAGGUUUUAAAUCCACACGUGGUCCGGGUCUUGGGCUUGUUUAGCACCCAUACAUAACUAGAAACUUCUGACCAUCUCAUGCCAGCGAGUUGCCCACGUCUAUCGCGGCAGGGGCAGACGGGAUCGGACGAAGGUUUUGAUAGCUCAGCAAAAUGCCAUCUUAUCCCCUGAACCAGUUUGCUGAGCUGGAAGAAAUGAUGUGCAAGCAUUUACUGAAUCUCAAUCUGAGGGAGCCGAACAGAACAGUGCCAUCCCUAAGUCUGGCCAUGAGAACACCAGGUUACAUCGGCGAGCCAUGUCGAAACACUUCAUUUUCCCUCUCCUCCCUGUCUUGCCUGCCCACUAAUGCUUCGGACAGUGCACUUCUGACCUCCAACCAACGGGGACAGCAAUCAGAGAGUGAUCUACUUUCCCAGCUUGGUAAUUCCACGCAGUGGGAGAAGCCAGGCUUCUUUUCCCAGCGCUCUCUCAGCAUGGUAGAGACCAGUGGUGCAACAAGAGCAAGUCUAGGCUGGCCUGUGACAGGCACAAAAUCCUCCCAAAGUGACAUCAGCUCCGCCACACUGAACACCAGUUCCUCCUCGUCUGUGUCUGCCUCCUCUUCGUCGUCGCGCUAUAAAACCGAACUGUGUCGGUCUUUCACCGAGAACGGCUUGUGCAAGUAUGGGGGGAAGUGCCAGUUUGCCCAUGGACCAGAAGAGCUACGUGAUCUAAACAGACAUCCAAAAUAUAAAACUGAGCUGUGCCGUACGUUUCAUACCAUCGGCUUCUGCCCCUAUGGGAUCCGCUGUCACUUUGUUCACAACAGCGAGGAAGAAAAACUUUCAUUCUCUCGUUCUUCCUCCUCAAGCCUUCCUCAGCAGCUGCCCUCCACCUCCUCCUCCCGCUCCCAUCGGCCACGUCUUAUCCGGCAGAGUUUCAGCUUCUCUGGGUUUCCCUCAGCUCCCCACCAGGCCUUUCAGUCUGCCCUCACUCCUCAUGUUUCUCUUGCCACCACCUCAUUCACAUGCCCACCAACGGCCUCUUCUCCUUCCUGCGCAGACAUUACUGAUCUUCUCUCCCAUGCCUUUCUAGAAAUGGACUCUGCCUUUGAGGCCUCCCCCGCUCAGCAGCACCAUCCUCCCGUGGGUCCCGAUCCCAGGUCUCCAUUCAUGCCCUCCCCUGACUCCGGCUAUUCUCCGAGUGGGUUAUCUCCAACGAGCUCCCCUUCUUUACAGCAGAGUCCCAGUGCUGCGGGGGUCCUUUCAGGGCCACUUGGUGUUAGAUCCCUGUCCCACACUUCUCUCUCAGACCAGGACCAGGAUGGGAUCAGCUCUGCUGGUUCACUGAGCGGCUCCGAAUCAUCUGGUGGCAUUAACGAAGCUAACGGCAAACGUCUGUUAGUUUUCAGUCAGCUCUCUCUUCCUGAGGAUGCCACUGGGUUCUGCCUUUAAGCUGCAGAUUGCUGGAACAUGUGUACAUGAGUAUCCAUAUGCAGAAUAUCCACUGCGCACGUAGCCAUACUUAAGAACACAGACCCUUAAACGCACACUCCCCGCUCACACACUGACUGACAACUAAGACAUUUUUAGCAUUCUGUGUGAAAAAACGACUGGGUGACCUAACACGCUGUCACACUGCACGCCACUGUCAUUUGCACAAGGCACAGUGAUGCUAAAACUCCAGUUUGUAUGUGGCGGAUUCACCAAAACGGUAUAUCUAAAAAACAGAUGUUUUAAUGGUGUCCUUAAAAACCUUUUGAAGCUUUAUCAAAAUGAUAUGCUAGGAUGGCAAAGUCCAACAAAGAAUUUUGUAAUCACAGUGUGAAUUUAAUUUCCUCCUGUCAGCAUACUGCGACAGAUCUAAAGAAUGUGAGAAAGCCAAAGACAUCUGUUUGUUGCUCGUUCGUUUCAGUAGGACAAACACGAUGUGACGGUAUGUUUAGGAGUUCUUCCAUCUAAUGUACACUGUAUUGUUUAUGUAAUGUUUAUAAGCUCGUGAAGUAGUGUUUUUGUUUUUCGCCCUUCCCUCUUGUGGUUGUACCAUCUGGGGGCUGUGUUUAGAUCGCUGGCCUCGAAUCUGAAUGUUACGUUUUUAAACAAUGUAUACCUGUAGUGUUAUUUACCAGGUCUUGUUACGUUGUUGAACCAAGAUUUGCUGCUGUGUUUGGAGAGAUGCGAGCAUGGGGUGAGAGUCUUCUUUUAUAUCAGGAGAGUAAGCUAGUGUGAGUGGAGGCGUUGCGUUUCUGCGGCUACUGCAGAUGCUUUUUGGGUUCUUGUGCAUUAUUGACAAACCUCAAGCAGUCAAGUGUCAAUUUGCCAAAUUUAAACCACUCUGCAGCAGAGUGAAAAGUGACUCAGUCAGGAGAGCUUGGGUGCAUAUGGGUUCAUAUUGCACGGUUGGGAAAGCACAAGGUACCAGGCGCUGAAUAUCCAUGCCGGGAGCUAGCCAAUUAGUUCGAUAUGAAAUGAUGAGGUCAGAGCUUGAAGCCAGGUGACUAUUUUCUGAGAAGUUGUCGUUUGUGGUGCUGAAGUGUUCGGGGUUUUCUUUGUUGUUUUUGUUUGUUUGUUUUUUAUCUCAAACACAAACAUUCCCAGUAAGUUUUUGUAAAGUGAGACUCUCACUCCGUCACUCCAUCUCUCUGUUAUUCAGUAUUAAUCUUUUUUUUUCUCUUUUCUGUUGAUGCCUUUGUUGUUAAGACUGAAAAGUAUCCUGGUCACAUGCAUGCGUAAUAUGCUCCCAGGUCUUUUUUUCUUUUUUCUUUUUUUUUUCUUUUUUUGCCUUACGAAGCUAGAGUCAGCCUACUGUAGGGUUAGAGGUAUGUGUGCUUAGUGUUUUAGAAAAUGUUACUUGGCUGUUUGUUUUGUUUUUUUCUGUGUUAAUGAUGUAGUUGGUCUAUUUAAAAACAAAAACUUUUUCAUCAGCGUGUUUAAGGCCUGUUUAGUGGUAAAGAUGAUCUUUAGUAAAUUAAUUUCUUUAAUUUAUUUUUAACAUAUUUAUAGAGGACUUUUGAGUUGUUAAUGCUUGCAUCAAGUUUAAUAUAUUUUGCUUUUUUGUACUGGAAAUAAAGGAGUUUGUUUUUUGUUUUGUUUUUUUUAACUGUCUUUCUUUGACUUCUGUUUGCCACCUGCAGGUAAAAAGUGAAGAUUUUAACAUUUGAUGUGCAAACUGCUUUUAUUGAAUAAUGCAGAUGUUUAA
Pundamilia nyererei is the source of this 3199-nucleotide messenger RNA. Its product is annotated as zinc finger protein 36, C3H1 type-like 1. The transcript is spliced from 2 exons. The record is from RefSeq and is a predicted model, not a curated record. Lineage: Eukaryota; Metazoa; Chordata; Actinopteri; Cichliformes; Cichlidae. Gene Ontology annotation, molecular function: mRNA binding; metal ion binding. Bases 175 to 1455 code for a protein of 426 amino acids.